GUACAUCGGGUUCGGGAUACAUAAAAAAUAUGCAUGUUAUAUCUAAAAGUAAUAGUUAUUGUUUAUCUUUACUUGAUUAUAAUAAUAAUAAGAAGAAAAAGAAUUAAAAACUAGCAAUACAUCUGGCAUAUCAAGUUAUUUUCCUAAAGUAUUUUAUUCUUUAAAAUGGUAAAGAAGUUGAGUACUAUUUUUUUAUGCAUUCACUUCCGCCUGGUGUUGUUCGGCAUUCUACAAAUAGAAACAGCGUAAUUUACGUGUGAGAAUUGUUAUUAUACUGGAAAGAAUAAAAUGGCGACCAUGUCUUCUGGUAAAGAUGAUUUUGGGAAGCAGUCAAUAGUUGAUGACUUCAUGUAUGGGUCCAAUGUGGCCACUGCUCAUGUUUACAUCAGAAUGGGCUUUCUGAGGAAGGUGUAUGGGAUCCUGUCGGCCCAGCUUCUGUUGACUACGAUAACAGGCUUCUUGUUCAUGUCCAGCGAGACGGUCACAAACUACGUACAGCAAAAUCACUGGAUGCUUCUGGUAGCCAUGGUGGGCAGUAUUGGAUUGGUCAUUGCUCUGAUGGUGUACAAAAACCAGACCCCCACAAACUAUAUACUACUGGGACUCUUUACAAUGUUUGAAGCUUAUUGUGUUGGAACAGUGGUGACCUUCUACAAAGUGCACAGUGUGCUGGAGGCCUUCCUAAUGACGCUCGUGGUCGCAGUCAGUCUUACCAUGUACACACUGCAGAGCAAGAAGGAUUUCAGCUCCUGGGGAGCAGGAUUGUUUGCCUGUCUAUGUGUUCUUCUGGUGGCUGGUAUUCUACAGAUUUUCUUUCCCACGGUUUUGAUGGAUCGACUGAUUGCCGCCGGAGGAGCUCUGCUUUUUUCACUGUUCAUCAUCUUUGACACGAGCAUGUUGAUGCACAAACUGUCCCCCGAGGAGUACAUCGUGGCUUCUGUUAAUCUCUACCUGGAUGUCAUCAAUCUGUUCCUCCAUAUUCUGAGACUCAUGGGAGAGAGGAAGUAGAGAGAAUUCUGGGUAAAGCAAUGAAAAAGAAGAAAAUUAAGGAUAACUAAGAGAAUUAGGGAAGAGGAAUUUUAAACUUGAAAUGUGGUGGGGAAAAUUUCAAAAUUGUGUAAAGGUGUAAUCAUUCAUGUCUUUUGUCAGUGCUGGUUUUCAUAUUAUUUGUUACACAUGUUCCUGAAGAACUUGCCGUUUUUAUCGUGAAAUAACUUUCUGUUUUCUUGAGACUGAAUUAAAUUCAAUACGUUUCUACAUGUAGGUGAAAUCAUUCCUUCUCCAGUGAGGGAGAGAAUUGCUAUAUAUACAGUGUAUGUUUAUUGAUACAUGUAUUAAAGUGCUCUGUAUAUUGAAUAUCCGGUAUAUGUCUUUUAUUGUUUGUUAUGAAUGUAAAUUAUUCAAGAUAUCCAAAAUGUUACUUAA
Molecule: messenger RNA, 1425 nt
Organism: Ostrea edulis (European flat oyster)
Lineage: Eukaryota; Metazoa; Mollusca; Bivalvia; Ostreida; Ostreidae
Product: protein lifeguard 4-like
Exons: 8
Coding region: 289-1008 (239 amino acids)
Biological process (GO): negative regulation of apoptotic process
Cellular component (GO): membrane
Source: RefSeq, a predicted model, not a curated record